Paramuricea clavata is the source of this 5921-nucleotide messenger RNA. The record is from the annotation of a GenBank genome assembly. Lineage: Eukaryota; Metazoa; Cnidaria; Anthozoa; Malacalcyonacea; Plexauridae.
GUUACAAAUCGGUAUUUUAUUAAAUUAUUAAAUAAUAUAACAUUAUUAUCUAUACCAUAACAACACUAUUAUAUAUACCAUAACACUAUUAAUAAUGGAAGCGCAUAACACUAUUACAUAUCCUGUCUGUCUGUAUGUUUUUUUACAAAAAACUCUCAAAAACUACAUAUAUUGUUAGCAGGUGAACUUAUUAAUGAACUUACGACACUAUACUGGGCUAUACAACACUAUACAAUUUUAUAAAAGACUAGUGAUACAACACUAUAUAAUGCUAUACGAGACUAUAUGACACUAUACAGCGUUAUACAAGACUAUACGAGUAUACAACCCUAGCUUACAACACUACACAAUAUACAAGCCUAUACGACACUAUACAACACUAUAUAACGUUAUACAAUUAAGACUAUAUAACAAUAUAUAAAGGCUGUACGACACUAUACAACAGCAUGCAACAACGUUAUACAUGACUAUCCAACAGUAUAUAAGGUUAUACGACAGUAUACAAAGUUAUACAAGACUAUAAGAAUUAUGACACUAUACUACACUACACUACACUAUACAACACUAUACAUGGCACUAUAAUACACUAAAGAAGACUGUACAACACUACACAACGUUAUGCAACACUAUAUGUCACUAUAUAAGGCUAUACGAUACUAUACAAUGUUAAUUAUACAAGACUAUACGACAUUAUAUAACACUAUACAGCAAUAUACGACACUAUACGAUAAUACAUAAGACUAUACGAUACUAUACAACACUAUACAACGUUGUACAAAACUAUGUAAUACUAUAUAAUUCUAUAACACUCUAUACGACACUAUACAGCGUUAUACAAGACUAUGGGACAUGCACUAUACAAGAGUAUUCAACACCAUACGACACUACACAAUAAUAUACAAGGCUUUACGACACUAUACAACACUAUUAUAAUGUUAUUCAAGACUCUACAUAAGAGUAUAUAAAGGCUAUACAACACUAGUAUACUACACUGUACAACACAAUACCAUGUUAUACAAGACUAUAAAAUUUUUGACACUAUACAAGAUUAUACAUGACACCAUACUACACUGUAUAAGACUAUACAACACUGCACAACCUAAGGCAACACUAUACGACACUAUAUAAGGCUAUACAAUACUACACAAUGUUAAAUAUACAAAUCUAUUACGACAUUAUACAAGACUAUACAGCACUAUACAGCAAUAUAUAAGUCUAUACGACACUAUACAACACAUACAACACCAUAUAAGCCUAUGCAACACUAUACUACGCUCUGCUACGUUAUACAAGACUAUACAACAAUAUAUAAAUUUACAAUGUUAUACAAGGCUAUACAACAGUAUAUAAAGCUAUAUGACACUAAACGACACUAUGCAACAUUAUACAACAGUAUACAAGUCUACACAACGCUAUAUAAGGCUAUACGGCACUAUACGGCACCAUACGACACUAUAAACCAGGUAUAGUGAUAUACAACUAUAAAGGUUAGGGUUAAACGCCAAAAAAGGGGGUUUGGCUAAAACAUUUCGAUGUCAUCAGUUUCCGAGUUAGAAUUUUACGCUGAAUCCAAAGGUAGUACUUUCGUUCCCAGACUCCUCUUCGUUCCGGAGAUAUCACGGCCUGAAAAUUUAGCGAAAAAGGGGUGUGGCCAAAAAAUAUCGAUGAAGUCAUUUUGUGAAUCAUAAUUUUACGCUGAAUCCAAUGGUGCUACUCUCGUUCCCAGUCUCCUCGUUGUUCCGGAGUUAUUGCGGCCUGAAAACGUAGCGAAAAAGGGGUGUGGCAAAAAAUAUCGAUGACGUCAUUUUGUGAAUCAAAAUUUUAGCUGAAUCAAUGGUGGUACUCUAGUUGCCAGGCUCCUCUUUUUUCCGGAUAUAGUGUGGCCUGAAAAUUUAGCGAAAAAGGGGUGUGGCCAAAAAAUAUCGAUGACGUCAUUUUCUCAAUUACAAUUUUUCGCUGAAUCCAAUGGGGGUACUCUUUUUCCCUGGCUCCUCUUUGUUCUGGAGAUAUCGUGGCUUCAAUAUUUAGCGAAAAACGGGUGUGGCCAAAAAAUAUCGAUGACGUCAUUUUCUGAAUCAGAAAUUUUUGCUGAAUCCAAUAGUGGUACUGUCAUUCCCAGGCCGCUCUUCGUUCCGGAGGCAUUGCAGCCUGAAAAUUUAGCGAAGAAGGGGUGUGGCCAAAAAUAUCGAUGACCUCAUUUUCUGAAUCAGAAUUUUACGCUGAAUCCAAUGCUUGUACUAUAGUUCCAAGGCUUCUCUUUGUUCCGGAGAUAUCGCGGCCUGAAAAUUUAGCGAAAAAGGGAUGUGCCCAAAAGAUAUCGAUGACGUUAUUUUGUGAAUCAAAAUUUUAGCUGAAUCCAAUGGUGGUACUCCAGUUGCCAGGAUCCUCUUUGUUCCGGAUAUAGCGCGGCCUGAAAAUUUAGCCAAAAAGGGAUGUGACCAAAAAAUAGUGAUGACGUCAUUUUCUCAAUUAGAAUUUUUCGCUGAAUCCAAUGGUGGUACUCUUUUUCCCAGGCUCCUCUUUAUUCUGGAGAUAUCGCGGCCUGAAAAUUAAGCGAAAAAGGGGUUUGGCCAAAAAAUAUCGAUGAAGUCAUUUUGUGUAUUAUAAUUUUACGCUCAAUCCAAUGGUGGUACUCUUUUUCCCAGGCUCCUCUUUAUUCUGGAGAUAUCGCGGCCUGAAAAUUUAGCGAAAAAGGGAUGUGGCCAAAAAAUAUCGAUGACGUGAUUUUCUCAAUUCGAAUUUUUCGCUGAAUCCAAUGGUGGUACUCUUUUUCCCUGGCUCCUGUUUAUUCUGGAGAUAUCGCGGCCUGAAAAUUUAGCCAAAAAGAAAUGUGGCCAAAAAAUAUCGAUGACGUCAUUUUCUCAAUCCGAGUUUUUCGCUGAAUCCGGUGGUGAUACUCUAGUUUCCAGGCUCGUCUUCGUUCCGGAGAUAGCGCGGCCUGAAAAGUUAGCCAAAAAGGGAUGUGGCCAAAAAAUAUCGAUGACGUCAUUUUGUCAAUUAGAAUAUUUCGCUGAAUCCAGUGGUGGUACUCUAGUUCCCAGGCUCCUCUUCAUUCCGGAGAUAUUGCGGCCUGAAAAAUUAGCGAAAAAGUGGUGUGGCCACAAAAUAUCGAUGACGUCAUUUGCUGAAUCAUAAUUUUACGCUGAAUCCAAUGGUGGUACGCUCGUUCCCAGGCUCCUCUUCGUUCCGGAGAUAUCGGGGCCUAAAUAUUUAGGGAAAAAGGGCUGUGGACCUCUCAGAACUUUGUUAUACCUUUAAGCAUCAGGCCCCAUUACACCAUCAGGCCCCACAAGUCAUAAGUCUGUUCACUUUCUUGCUAGGUUCUUGGAAUGAAUGGCUACGAGCACUUGGUCAAGGCAUCCUCCAAUAUUCUGGCCAAGAAAGUCCUUCAGUUGUUGGGCCAAAAACACAAUGCUGUGGCAACAUCGAUAUCUACAAUCAAAAAAGACAUCAUCCUGAUAGUAAGUGUACUACAUUACCAUAUAAUAUUGUAACAAUCAGUUAAUCCUGACAGAACUUAUAUCCUCUUUCCUCCCACAAACAUGCACUGUAUAAAGUCUAUCUACACGGCACAAUUUUUCCUAUACAAUUCUGACCCUGGUGUAUGUGAUCGAAUAAAUGUGGAAUCCGCACUAGUUGUCAUAUGUCAGAAUAACAAUUGUAUACCAUGAAUCGGAUCAUGUAGUUAGGCCUAUACAAUGUAUGUAAAAUUCUUAUAAUAUUAUUCACUAAAUAUAGCGAAAGUUUAUGAGAGAGGUAUCGGAGGAAGAAGCCAAGCAGCUAAAGGACUUCUGGGGGGAUUUCUACAGCUGGAAGAAUGAUACCCUUCCACGACAUCUUAGUUUUGAAGAUUGGGAAAAGACGCGAAAAGAGGACAUGCAUUACUAUGCAGAAGACUAAGCAUAUACUUCAUGCUUAAGUCUUCUGGACAGAAAUGCCAUGCAGGUUUAUUCAUCCAGAGUAGAACAUAACAAGUCAUAUGCUUUGCAUAUAGAGAUAAAAGAGGUGGACAAAUUGGCACACAUUUUUACUUCAAGUAUUUUUAACCAUUUCGUUUGACUUGGUUAUGUAAUCUCCAAUUUUUUUCUUCUUAUCUAUGACCUCCAUGGUGCAAAGUAUUCUGGUAUUUAGACUACACAAAUUAAUUUGAGCUACAAAAAGAUUGAAAAACAAAGAAUACAAUGCAACACAACUACACACAUUGAUUUACAUGUAACCUUCAAUAUAUGUAAAUCAAUUGUACCCUGUCUAACGCCAGACGAUUUUACUCUGUCUAACGCCAGACGAUUUUACUCGUCAAGGGGAGAGCGCUGGCGCUUAAUUGGUUAACUGGCCUAUCUGCCCAUGUGUCUAGUUAACCCAUUGAGUGGCGUUGCAACCUACUUUAGUAUUUUACUCUGUCUAACGCCAGACGAUUUUACUAGUCAAGGGAGAGCGCUGGCGCUUAAUGGUUAAAAUAUGCCUUUUCAGUUUUUGGGUUUUCCUUUGCAGAACUCAUGUUGCAGAACUCAUCAGUACUAUCCCAAAUAAUCCUUUUUCAUGAAUAGAAGAUCUUGGAUCAACUGGAUGAUCUUUUAUUUUUCUAAAACAGACAGUGGCAAAGAUUCAUCGCCGUUGCUUUUGCAGCAAGUCUGUUGUCAUCGCCAUUGCGACAGGUCUGUUAACGACAAUUUGUAGCAAGUCUGUUGUCAUCACCAUUGCGACAGGUGUGUCGACAUCAAAGUGCAGCAAGUCUGUUGUCAUGCUGAUGCGGGCAAGUAUCGUCAAGCCGCAACAAGCCGAGCGAACGCAUCUGAUAUGGGGCUUGGUGGCAACAAUUCGCGUGCAGCCUGAUGACAGACUUGCUGCAAGAUGUGCUAACUUGGCCGUGUAUGAUUAGGUACAAGUUCUCGUAAACAUCCAGAACAAAUUAUUUUGCGUGUUUAAAUUUGCCACCAACAUUAACAAACAUAAAGACUUUGAAGAUCCGUUAACAGCUUUAGCUUUUACACAGAAUAACCAAUUUUUUAAGAUUGAAUUUUUAUUAUUUUGCAAAGGACGAGGUUUGAACUUAUAACACUGCAUUUAAUUUUGGUAGGCAUUAGCUUUGUAUUUCAAGGUGGUUGAUCAAUCGAAAACACCCGUCUUUGGGUGUUUGUGACCCUCUAUUUGAAAGUUACAUUUUGGUUUGUCUCCCUGAGCAAUGUAUAAAUUUAAAUACAUGCAGUAAAUGACAUUUUUAUGCUCAUUUCUUGUAAUGCCUCGAAAACCUCGUGGAUGAAUCUGUAAGGCUUCCAAAGUCGGAUUUCUCGCUGAGCAAAGUUGUGGCAUACAUAAGCAGUCUACCUAACCCCCGAACUGAAUUACCUAUGUCGCCUGGAACAAAACUGAACAUCGCGCAUACGGUAGAAGGAAAAGUUUCAAUUCAUUUUAGGCAAUGUCAUCCAAUCAUAAAAUCAACAUUUGAUGCAAAAUCGUACUGUGUGAACUCAAUAGUCAACAUACGAAGUUGUAGUAGUGUCAAGCUUAUUUGUUAUUAUUUUGUAUCUUUCUUUAGAGACUUCAACGCAGGCUGAAGCACGUGGAAAAGCAAAUUGGGGUGCCCAGAAAACUGCAAAAGUGUUUGACGCUAUGACGGCAGGCUACUGUAUAUGUCCUCAGAAGAAAGCGAGGUCGACGAAACAACAAAAAGGAUUGUGCGUUACAACGUUCGUAGCCUAACCUGGGAGAGUCCAUCUCUAUACGAAGAGCAAAGAAAAAGUUAGACAGGCUCCGCACCUUGUCUUUGUCAGAACUGGUACGGAGCAGAAUUGUUCAGUCGCGAGGAUGGACAGCCUUCCAUUCGACCUAAUCCAAACGACUGCCCGGAGUGGGCAGCUAAGAACAAGGAUGACAAUGUUGAUGGGAGUGCCCAGUCAUUAAUUCUAGUGGCUCUUCAUUGA